Hibiscus syriacus is the source of this 1005-nucleotide messenger RNA. RefSeq names its product cyclase-like protein 2. The transcript has 6 exons. The coding region runs from base 45 to 845 and encodes 266 amino acids. Gene Ontology annotation, molecular function: arylformamidase activity. The record is from RefSeq and is a predicted model, not a curated record. Lineage: Eukaryota; Viridiplantae; Streptophyta; Magnoliopsida; Malvales; Malvaceae.
CUGCAAUAAUUAUUUUAUCUACUUCUCCAAAUUGCCAAAACACUAUGUCUUUUCUGCUGCUUCUCCUCCUCUUACCCGCCGCCAUCGCCGCCGAUUCUUGUCCUGCGUACCCUUCAGUGACGACGGACUGCACUUUUUCCACGGCUGAUGAAAACCCAGUUCCCGUCCGACGGGAAGUUUACGGCGACGGGAGAAUCUUCGAUAUUAGCCAUAGAUACACCGUGGAUAUGCCGUCGUGGAGGAGCAAAGACGGUCUGGGUCAGUUCCUUUGGCUUCCGCUCAGUAUGAAGAACGGCUCCCGGUCCAAUAAUUCUUUGAUGAAACUUGUGUCGGUUCAUACCGGCACCCACGUCGACGCGCCGGGCCAUAUGAUUGACCGCUACUUCGAUGCCGGGUUCGAUGUCGACACCCUUGAUCUUGAAGUCCUCAACGGGCCAGCUCUGUUGGUGGAUGUGCCGAGGGAUAGUAACAUCACCGCCCAAGUGAUGGAGUCUUUGAACAUUCCUAAAGGAGUGCGUCGUGUUCUUUUCCGGACAUUGAAUACCGACAGGCGACUUAUGUUUAAAAGGGAGUUUGACUCGAGCUACGUUGGAUUUACGACGGACGGGGCAAGGUGGUUGGUAAAGAACACCGACAUCAAACUUGUAGGCAUCGAUUUCUUAUCCGCUGCAUGCUACGAUUAUUCGGUUCCAGCUCAUCUUGAAUUCUUUGAGGGCAGGGAAGUCAUUCUAGUGGAGGGCCUGAAACUUGAUGAUGUUCCCGUUGGAAUGUAUAACGUCCAUUGCUUACCUUUAAGGUUGCUUGGUUCCGAAGGAUCGCCUAUCAGAUGCAUUCUCAUCAAAUGAUCACGCCUAGUGAUUUUGAUUAUGUUGCUCGGCCUAUUUAUUUUUCUUAAAAUAUCAGACACAUCGCCGUUGUGUUUGUUAGAUCGAACUCGAUCGAACUUGAUGAUGUUCCUGUUGGUAUGAAUAACUCUACUCGACUCUUGUCUAAUUAACGAUUCAA